UCAUUUCCUGGAAGAUGAAACAAGUUCUCUUCACAAUCACACUCAUUCACUCACUCACUCACUCACACUCUCUUACACUCGUAGAGUAGAGCGAAGAAAUAACCCUAACCUAAACCCUAGCUUUCGCAAACGCAUUCGUUGAUCGGAAUGGGCCACGUAGGUUCCAGCAAGGACGGCACCAAGGCCGGCGCGUCGAUGGACAUCUUCGGCGGCGACGACGACGACCUCGGCGACCUCGGUCCGAGCAACGCCGAAAUCCUCGAAGAAAUCGGCGAAUGGAAGGUCCGCGAGCUCUGCAAGAAGGCCUCGAUGCUGUUCUUCAACGAGUACGGUCUGAUCAGCCACCAGAUCAACUCCUACAACCACUUCGUCGCCAUUGGCCUUCAGCAAACCUUCGAUUCCUUCGGCGACCUUGUCAUCACGCCCGGCUUCGAUCCUUCCAAGAAGGGCGACAACGAGCACUACCGUUACGCCUCCGUCAAGUUCGGCAAGGUCAAGCUCGAAAAGCCCAUGUUCUGGGGCGGCGAAGGGAACGCGCAGGAGUUUAAGAUGCUUCCCCGCCACGCCAGGCUUCAGAGGAUGACCUACGCUUCCAAAAUCAAAAUCGAAGUUAACGUUCAGGUCUAUGUUCCGAAGAAGGUUCGAAGUGAUAAGUUUAAGACUGGGAAGGAGGAGUUCCUGGAUAGAGAGAUUCUGAAGGAAGAUGACAGGGAGAUUAUCAUUGGGAGAUUGCCUGUCAUGGUCAAGUCUGAUUUAUGCUGGAUGAAUGGGGCGGAAAAGUAUGACUGUGAAUUUGACCAUGGCGGGUAUUUUCUCAUUAAGGGUGCAGAGAAGACUUUUAUUGCACAGGAGCAACUGUAUUUGAAGAGGCUAUGGGUUUUAAAUAGUCCAGGCUGGGUUAUUGCCUACAAGUCACAGAUGAAGAGAAAUAGGAUGGUUGUUAAACUGGUAGGGAAUUCUGGUGGCAGUGAAGAAACGGACAAUGGGGACAUGUCUCUGACUGUGUAUUUUUUGUCUGUUGAGAUUCCUGUGUGGAUACUAUUUUUUGCUCUUGGUGUCUCUUCUGACAGAGAGGUUGUAGAUCUCAUUGGAUGUGGAAGUGAUGAUGCUAGAAUUCAGAAUAUUCUCUUUGCAUCUGUUCGUGAUGCUGAUGAAAAAUGUGGAUCAUAUCGGAGAGGUAAGUUUGCAGUUCAAUAUUUAGAAAGUAAAGUAAAAGGUGUCCAAUUUCCACCUUCUGAAUCUAUUCAGGAGUGCCUUGAAAUGUAUGUCUUUCCGGGAAUUAAAGGAUUAAAUAGAAAGGCGCGCUUCCUUGCAUAUAUGGUUAAGGGUCUCUUGCUGGCUUAUACUGGCCGCAGAAAAUGUGAUAAUAGGGAUGACUUCCGAAAUAAGAGGCUUGAAUUGGCCAAUGAGCUGCUUGACCGUGAGUUGAAGGUGCACAUUGCACAUGCAAGGAAGCGAAUGGCAAAGGCUUUGCAGAGAGACCUUUACGGAGAUAGGGAAGUACGCCCAAUUGAGCAUUAUCUCGACGCAUCAAUAAUUACAAAUGGUUUGCAAAGGGCAUUUUCGACUGGAGCAUGGUCACAUCCAUACAAGAGGAUGGAAAGGAUCUCAGGUGUGGUUGCAAAUGUUGGGCGUACUAAUCCCUUACAAACCAUGGCCGAGUUGAGAAGAACACGGCAGCAAGUCCAGUACACGGGAAAAGUAGGGGAUGCUAGAUACCCGCACCCGUCUCACUGGGGAAAGGUAUGUUUCCUCUCUACCCCAGAUGGUGAAAAUUGCGGACUAGUAAAAAAUUUGGCUGUCACAGGGCUAGUAAGUACUAAUGUAUUGGACACAUCUGAAUCUAUACUGCCUAAAUUGUUGGAAUGUGGAAUGGAAGAACUUGUAGAUGAUACUUCCACUCGUCUGGGUAACAAGGACAAAAUCUUCCUAAAUGGUGAUUGGGUUGGAGUGUGUGCUGAUUCCAGUUCGUUUGUGGCAGAGCUACGAAGUAGAAGACGGAGAAAUGAAAUGCCUCAUCAGGUGGAGAUCAAGAGAGAUCAAUCUCAACAUGAAGUGCGCAUAUACUCUGAUGCAGGAAGGAUUCUACGUCCUCUUUUGGUAGUUGGUAAUCUACUCAAGAUUAAAGAUUUUAAAUCAGAACGUUAUUCUUUUCAAUCUCUAUUGGAUAGGGGUGUGAUUGAGCUGAUUGGACCCGAAGAAGAGGAAGACUGCACUACUGCCUGGGGUGUUCAGUAUUUAUUUGGAAAAGAGGGAAAACGUACUGCUGAGUACACACACUGUGAACUUGAUAUGUCAUUCUUAUUGGGUUUAAGCUGUUCACUUGUACCGUUUGCUAAUCAUGACCAUGCAAGGAGGGUACUCUACCAGUCUCAGAAGCACUCCUCACAGGCUAUUGGCUUUUCUACAGUAAACCCGCUAAUUAGAGUUGAUACUUUGUCUCACCAGUUACACUACCCCCAAAGGCCACUUUUUCGAACAAUGACAUCAGAUUCUCUUGGAAAAGCAGAACUGUGUCAAAAGGAACUACUUCCAAAGGCAGAAUUCUAUAAUGGGCAGAAUGCAAUAGUGGCUGUCAAUGUACAUCUGGGAUACAAUCAAGAGGAUUCCCUGGUGAUGAACCGUGCUUCGUUGCAGCGUGGUAUGUUCAGAUCUGAGCAUGUAAGGAGUUACAAAUCUGAAAUUGAAAAUAAGGACUCUUCGGAGAAAAAGCGAAAACCUGAAGACAUUGUAAAUUUUGGAAAAUUACAAAGUAAGAUUGGUCGAGUUGACAGCCUUGAUGAUGAUGGCUUUCCAUAUGUUGGAGCAAACUUACAAAGUGGUGAUAUUAUUAUUGGGCGGUGUGCUGAGUCUGGUGCCGACAAUAGUGUGAAGUUAAAACACACUGAGAGGGGUUAUGUGCAAAAGGUUGUGCUGUCUUCAAAUGAUGAAGGGAAAAAUUUUGCUGUGGUUUCGUUAAGACAGGUUCGAAGUCCAGUUCUUGGAGACAAGUUCUCCAGUAUGCAUGGACAAAAGGGAGUUUUGGGAUUUCUGGAGUGUCAGGAAAAUUUUCCUUUCACAAGACAAGGCAUUGUUCCUGAUAUUGUCAUAAAUCCGCAUGCAUUUCCUUCACGACAAACUCCUGGGCAACUCCUAGAGGCUGCUUUAGGAAAGGGGAUUGCUUGUGGUGGUAAACUGAGAUAUGCUACGCCUUUCUCCACUCCUUCUGUUGAUGCCAUUACCGACCAACUUCACAGUGCUGGAUUUUCAAGAUGGGGAAAUGAGAGGGUAUACAAUGGGAGGACUGGUGAGAUGGUCCGAUCACUCAUUUUUAUGGGACCGACGUUUUACCAACGUCUACACCACAUGUCUGAAGACAAAGUGAAAUUCCGCAACACUGGACCGGUUCACCCGCUGACCCGACAGCCUGUAGCUGACAGAAAACGAUUUGGAGGUAUCAAGUUCGGUGAAAUGGAGCGUGAUUGCCUUAUUGCUCAUGGUGCAUCAGCCAACCUGUAUGAACGCCUCUUCACACUCAGUGACUCCUCUCAGAUUCACAUAUGCAGCAAAUGCAAAAAUGUUGCAAAUGUGAUCUUGCGGCCAGUCUCCGGUGGCCGGAAAAUACGAGGACCUCAUUGCCGCCACUGUGAUUCUGCGGACGAAAUUGUGGUGGCCAAUGUCCCGUAUGGAGCAAAAUUAUUAUGCCAGGAGCUCUUUAGCAUGGGCAUAAAUCUUAAAUUUGAAACUCAACUUUGUUAGACAGCACUAUUAACAUGUCUCUUGUUCAUUUUGCUUACUUUGUGAAUUCAGUGUAGAUAUCACUUUAAUUCGUGGAUGUUUUCUUGGAUGCAAGCCACUUAGGAGUAUUGCAUGA
Cajanus cajan (pigeon pea) is the source of this 3853-nucleotide messenger RNA. RefSeq names its product DNA-directed RNA polymerases IV and V subunit 2. The record is from RefSeq and is a predicted model, not a curated record. NCBI's taxonomy places the organism in Eukaryota, Viridiplantae, Streptophyta, Magnoliopsida, Fabales, Fabaceae. Gene Ontology annotation, molecular function: DNA-directed RNA polymerase activity; ribonucleoside binding; DNA binding. Gene Ontology annotation, biological process: DNA-templated transcription.